Molecule: messenger RNA, 1256 nt
Organism: Spea bombifrons (plains spadefoot toad)
Lineage: Eukaryota; Metazoa; Chordata; Amphibia; Anura; Pelobatidae
Gene: SIX3
Product: SIX homeobox 3
Exons: 2
Coding region: 110-1024 (304 amino acids)
Biological process (GO): eye development; regulation of transcription by RNA polymerase II; brain development
Cellular component (GO): nucleus; transcription regulator complex
Molecular function (GO): DNA-binding transcription factor activity, RNA polymerase II-specific; RNA polymerase II cis-regulatory region sequence-specific DNA binding
Source: RefSeq, a predicted model, not a curated record
UAUUAUGAGGCCGGUGUCAUUAGGCGAUUGCCGCUGAAUGAUUGAAUGUUGACUGUGAGUGGUGGGUGUUUUUUUCUCUCUCUGGCUUCCUCUCGUCUGCGGUCAUUCCAUGGUGUUCAGAUCUCCUUUAGAGCUCUAUCCCACCCACUUCUUCCUGCCAAACUUCAGCGAGCGCUCCCUGCUCCUGGCCAGUGGCAGCAGCAGCAGCGGCGGUGGCGGCGGCGGCGGCGGCUCCAGAGCCCCAGAAGAGCUGUCAAUGUUCCAGUUGCCCACUCUCAACUUCUCCCCGGAGCAAGUGGCCAGCGUGUGCGAGACGCUGGAGGAGACGGGGGAUAUUGAAAGGCUGGGGCGAUUCCUAUGGUCCCUUCCCGUGGCACCUGGGGCAUGCGAGGCCAUCAACAAGCAUGAGUCCAUCCUUAGAGCCCGGGCGGUGGUGGCCUUCCACACGGGCAACUUCCGAGAUCUCUAUCACAUCUUGGAGAACCACAAGUUUACCAAGGAGUCCCACGGAAAGCUGCAGGCCAUGUGGCUGGAAGCCCAUUACCAGGAGGCCGAGAAGCUCAGGGGUCGCCCCCUAGGACCAGUUGAUAAGUACAGGGUGAGGAAGAAGUUUCCCCUGCCCAGGACCAUCUGGGAUGGAGAACAGAAAACCCAUUGCUUUAAGGAGAGGACUCGCAGUCUCCUAAGGGAGUGGUACCUACAGGACCCUUACCCCAACCCCAGCAAGAAAAGGGAACUGGCCCAGGCCACUGGCCUGACACCCACGCAGGUGGGAAACUGGUUCAAAAACCGGAGGCAAAGAGACAGAGCAGCAGCUGCCAAAAACAGGCUUCAGCACCAGUCCAUCGGACAGAGCGGCAUGAGGUCGUUGGCAGAGCCAGGCUGCGCCAAUCACAGCUCGGCAGAGUCUCCCUCCACAGCGGCCGCUAGUCCGACCACUAGCGUGUCCAGUCUGGCAGAAAGAGCCGAAACUGGGACCUCCAUCCUAUCCGUCACCUCCAGCGACUCGGAAUGUGAUGUAUGAUACAUAGGCAGACACACUUAACCCAAUGGACUGAACUUCCAGGGACUGUCACACAAACAAGCGGACGUUAAAAUAAAAAAGGUGACAUCAGACUCUAAAAGGACAAACACGACCUCUCUUUGCGGACGCAAUGUCCCUUGCAUGUUUCAUUUGUAUCUGGGGACAUAUCCUAAAACCAGUUCCCUUUCCAUACCCUCCAAGGAUCCCCCUGAAGAGGAACCACAAAACCUCC